AUGCCUUCGAACACUGCCGGUGAGUAUCAGCCUGCCAGCUGGAGCGAACUUUUCUGUCAAUGCUUCCCUCUUCGCACCAAGAAGCCUUCGCCCGCUGAUCAAGACAUUGAGAUGCAGAACAUGAGCAACCCUGUCGUCCCUGACCAUGUUGUUCGCGCCAAUAACCCCGACAACAUUCGCAGACCUGCCCGUCCUUCACCUCAAUCUUGGUGGUUGAGAGACGACACACCUCCUGUUGCACCUCCCCCUACUGCUGGCCCUAGUGGCCCUCGUCAGCCUUACACUCCUCCUCAACCUCAUCGUCGUGAUCUUCGCAUUGCAGCUAACAGCCCCGAUAUGUUUGUUCACGACUCCACUUCCUCGCCACAGUUCCCCUCGCUCGGAACACCUCAAUGGGAUCAUCUGAAUAGAGUUCAAUGGACUGCAAACUCCUCCAACUACUCUUCUCAAAACAGCGGUCGUAUGCCCACCCCUUCCUCAAUCUACAGCGAGCACACUUCCAUGGCCCCUCUCCCCGCCACCUCGACUAUCUUCUCUGAAUCUCGACACAUGAUGUCGGGUGCCCUGCCUACCAGAUCCUCCCCAUCCUCCACCUACUCUUCUGCCGGCGCCGUCGCUGCUUCCUCCGCUCGCCCUCUCCCUUCUGCAUUUGCCCACUCUGAAUCGCUGCAAGUCCCUCCAUCGACCCCUAGAAGGGAUUUCUAUGCCGGUGUACUCGCCGCUCAAGAGGCCAUCGACUACAGACGUUCUCUGCAAAGAUCAGGCUUGCAGCCCCCCUCCCCCACCGAUGUCUUCCUCGUCAGCCCCCCUACUCCUCAAGUGACACCUAGAAGCGUUCAACAUGCCGGUGUGUUGGCUGCUCAGGAGGCCAUUGACAACAGACGUGCUUUGCAAAGGGAAAGCUCGCAACCUCUUUCACCCAUUGAUGAUGAAGCACCACCCAGCAGCCCUACUGGUUCUGUGGCUUCUAUUGACUUUUUCACUGGUGCUGCGAGGAAUGCUGAUUUUGGUGUUAGACCUGCUAGACCUGCUAGAGUUGCUGGGGCUGGCCCUUAUGUUGCUUGA
Molecule: messenger RNA, 1065 nt
Organism: Aureobasidium pullulans EXF-150
Lineage: Eukaryota; Fungi; Ascomycota; Dothideomycetes; Dothideales; Saccotheciaceae
Exons: 1
Coding region: 1-1065 (354 amino acids)
Source: RefSeq, a predicted model, not a curated record